This is a messenger RNA of Pelodiscus sinensis (Chinese soft-shelled turtle), 2567 nucleotides long. The record is from RefSeq and is a predicted model, not a curated record. NCBI's taxonomy places the organism in Eukaryota, Metazoa, Chordata, Testudines, Trionychidae.
CCAGAGCCCCCCCAGUGCUAUAAGUGAUAACCCAGAGCCCUCCAGUGCUCUAGGGUGGCUCAGAGCCUGACUGUUAUAGGUGAUACCUAGAGCUCCAGCAUGGUAAGAUUUAGCUUGGCCUGGGUCUAGCCCUAACCAUAGAGCAGCACCCUGUCAUCCUGCUCUACGUAUCUGAUACGGGUGAGCCCUGCUACCUGCUACCAGAGGCAUCCCGAGGCAAGAGACACACAGGAGAGGAGGGGCCACACCUUGUUUGGAAUGCUAUAAGGCAAGCAGUGACAUCUAGUGGCUGAAUCCGAUACUACAAGCAAACAAAUUACAGCGGAGAAUCAACUAUGGGUGACAGUUACUAAUCUGAUGUGGCUUCUGCAAUGACUUCAACGGAUGAAAUCAUGUCCUGCCCAAUGAAUAGCUGGGUUUCUUGCGUCGCUCUCCUGCUAUUAUGCACUUAUGACACGUCUGUGGCAAGAAAUGCAAAGACCCUGCUGGAACUGAGCCCCCAGGAGUAUGUCAGUAGCUUGCAGCCGGGAAGAGCAUCCUUGGUUUAUUUCAGCCGAGAGGUUUCCCCGGGUGUCCGCCUGUUUCUGGAACAACUGGAGAACUCGGCUGGCGCGCUCCAGGACUAUGGGAUUUCAGUGGUGAAGGUUAAUUGUCUCCAAGAAGAUAUAUCAAGAUACUGUGGGAAAGAAAAUACCUUAAGGAAGGCAUACCUGUUCAGAGCUAACGUACUGCUCAGAGAAUUCCCCACAGAUGCCUUGUUCGACGUGAACGCCAUUGUCGCCAAUACCCUGUUUGCCCUUCUCUUUAACGAAGUUAAAUAUAUUACAUCGCUGCUAGAGCUUCAGAAUCUAGAAAAUUCUCUGAAGGGAAGAUCGAAUGCCAUCUUUGCCUACGUGCCCGCAGUUGGAACACCAGAGCACAGAGCGGUAAUGGAAGCUGCUUUUGUAUAUGGAACUGCCCACCAGUUUGUUUUGACCACAGAGGUGGAGCUGUUGAAGAGCGUUGGCCACGACGCCUCUGACCCAUCGUCUGCCCGACUCUUCUUCUGCCACUGCCAGCGGGUCCCGGAUCUGAGCCAGCCGUGCAGGAGGACUCCCAUGACACAGUCACUGACCACGCUGAACAUCCACACGCAUCUCAAACUGAUGGCGGCCCCCCUCGUGACUGAAGUUGUUGAAGAUCCAGAAAAGGUUUCAACUGCCCACUUACAGCUCGGUCUGCCACUGGUAUUCAUUCUCAGUCAGAAGGAGACCUAUGAAGCUGAUAAGCGAACUGCUGAGUUUGUUGCGUGGCAGCUGCUGGGGAAAGCUGGUGUAGCCCUCUUGUCAAGGGACUCCGUAGAUCUGAACGUUCUGCUCCGGUCGAACGUAGCCUUCAAGACAGCAGAAGAGGGUGUGCCGAUCAAAUACCUGGUUUUGGAUGACACUGAGGAAAUAAUAGCCCUGGUGGAAGACAACAUAAAGGGUGAACUAGUCCAGGAAGGUGAAGACGAGGAAGAUGAAGAUGAAAGAGACAAUAACGACCAGGAUAUUCAAGAUGACCCGGUGAUGGAAGCUGUUUACAGAGACAGGAAGUGGGAACUUCCUUUGGACCUCAUCCGAACCCUAACGGAGGAAACGUUUGACGCUGCUCUGAUGGCGUCUGCCCACACGGCGGUGCUGUUCUAUGCCAGUUGGGAAGCGGUGUCUCUGGCGGCGCUGCAGUCGUACGGGGAGGUGGCCGUUGAAUUAAAAGGAACCCAAGGAAUUUCGCUGGCUAAGCUAAACUGCUGGGACUGGCCCGACGUCUGCCUGAAGCACAACGUCACCCACUUCCCCGUUACCAAGCUGUACGAGAGGGGCGCGGGUGCCGUGACGUACACAGGCAUGCUGGGAACUGCAGCGCUGCUCAGGUUCCUCAGGCUAAGCAGCAUUUCCUGCCCCUUGAAGCUGAGCACAAUAGAAGAGGUGGAAGAAUAUUUAAGUGGGGAAGUCUGGGCCGACACGUCGUCAUGCCGCGGCACAUCAGUUCUGGGACUCUUCCACCCUGGCAUGAAAGAAGCACGGGAAGCGUUUGUAGAAGCGGGAAAGGAGCUCCGGGGAUGUGUGACGACAGGACUGUAUGCUGAAGAUGACGCGUUGGUGCUGGCCCGUAAAUAUGCCAUGCCUCUGCCAGCGCUGCUCCUAGCCAGGCAUGAAGAUCACAGAAUAGAUAGCAUCCCGCUCUCGGAAGAGAGUGCACCAGAUAUUGUUCAGACCAUCAGAUCCGAAUUACUGGGAACGUUUCCAGAAAUCACAGUGGAAAACCUCCCCAACUACUGGAAGCUGGAGAAACCCUUCCUCGCUUUGUUCAGCGACGGGGCCCUACCUCCAAGACUGAGAGCGGAAAUGCUGCGUUUGGCAAGGGGGAAAGGCCACGAGGCAUUUAUCACUUGCUGGAUCAACCUGAGAAACACUCCAGUGGGCAGAGGGGUUCUGAAGGCAUAUUUCAGCGCUCCGCCCCCUCUGCCUCUGCUUGCCUGGCUGAACCUCCACGCCAGCGGCCAAGUCUUUGCCUUACCGACAUCUUGUCUUGGCUGGAGACUGUGA